Messenger RNA from Chelmon rostratus (copperband butterflyfish), 852 nucleotides. It is a transcript of the gene nkx6-2, whose product is annotated as NK6 homeobox 2. The record is from RefSeq and is a predicted model, not a curated record. Gene Ontology annotation, cellular component: nucleus. The coding region runs from base 1 to 852 and encodes 283 amino acids. Gene Ontology annotation, biological process: regulation of transcription by RNA polymerase II; cell differentiation. The transcript is spliced from 3 exons. NCBI's taxonomy places the organism in Eukaryota, Metazoa, Chordata, Actinopteri, Chaetodontiformes, Chaetodontidae. Gene Ontology annotation, molecular function: RNA polymerase II cis-regulatory region sequence-specific DNA binding; DNA-binding transcription factor activity, RNA polymerase II-specific.
AUGUUAGCGGUCGGGCAAAUGGAGGCUAACCGGCAGAGUGCUUUCGUCCUGGGCAGCACCCCGCUGGCGGCGUUGCACAACAUGACCGAGAUGAAGACGUCCCUGUUCCCGUAUGCGCUGCAGCAGAGCCCGGCGGGCUUCAAGGCGCCCCCGCUCUCCAACCUCAGCUCCCAGCUCUCCAUGGGGACUCCGCACGGAAUAAGCGACAUCCUGGGGAGACCUAUCACCACGGCCGGACAGCUGCUCUCCGGGUUCCCCCGGAUAAACGGCCUGGCCACCACCGCGGCCGCCGCAGCGGCGGGGAUGUACUUCAGCCCGGCGGUGUCGCGGUACCCGAAGCCCCUGGCUGAGCUGCCGGGGAGAGCGCCCAUCUUCUGGCCCGGGGUGAUGCAGGGGUCUCCCUGGAGGGACCCGCGGGUUCCCUGUCCCACUCAGUCUAAUAUGAUGAUGGACAAGGACGGCAAGAAGAAACACUCCAGACCGACUUUUUCAGGACAGCAAAUUUUUGCACUGGAAAAAACUUUCGAGCAGACGAAAUACCUGGCCGGCCCAGAGAGAGCCCGCCUGGCUUACUCUUUAGGAAUGACCGAGAGUCAAGUGAAGGUUUGGUUUCAGAACAGAAGAACCAAAUGGCGGAAGAGGCACGCAGCAGAAAUGGCCACGGCCAAGAAGAAGCACGACUCGGAGACGGAGAAGAUGAAGGAGAGUUCGGAUAACGAGGACGACGACGAGUACAACAAGCCACUGGACCCAAACUCAGACGACGAGAAAAUCACGAGACUGUUGAAAAAGCACAAGGCCUCCAACCUGGCGCUGAUCAGCCCCUGCAGUAACAGCUCGGACACCUUGUGA